Molecule: messenger RNA, 3222 nt
Organism: Babesia ovata
Lineage: Eukaryota; Apicomplexa; Aconoidasida; Piroplasmida; Babesiidae
Product: Extracellular matrix-binding ebh, putative
Exons: 2
Coding region: 1-3222 (1073 amino acids)
Source: RefSeq, a predicted model, not a curated record
AUGUGGGGUUGGGUUGGCAAUCUCAUGGUAUCCCUGGCGGUGGGACGCGUAACGCCAACAGAAAAUGGCUUGGCGUUCUUACUGUCGAUGCUUAAGGACGUAGUUCAUGCCUGUGCAGUGGACUACCUUGAAACUGAUGUUGCCAAUUUAGGUAAUUGGAAUAAGACCGCCAAGGAAGUGAUUGACAAGGCAGACAAGAAGUGUGGUGAAAUUUUGGAGAAAGUUAGUCAAACACAACCUGAAGGUAAGAUUUUUGAGAACGCUCAAAGUUUACAAACUGAGGGUAAAAGACUUUUGCAGGCUGCGACUGAGGCUAAGAGGCAAGUUGGCAAGAAAGUCGGUGAAGCGUUGGAGGCUAUUGUAAGAAUGGACAGAGAUCUCAAGAGGGAUUUGAAGAGUGUUAAAGACAAGAUCAAAGGAGGGAUAGAGAGUGUGAUUGACAACUUGGAAGUUAUGAAGUUGGGUGAGAAUGUGAAGAGUGAUUUGGGGGAGUUGAGGAGGAAGAUUGAGAAACUUGAGCAGCAAGUUGAACCGCCUGGUGGUCUUGUAAGUGGUCAGUUGGAACAGCUCAAAAAGGCCAAAGAGGAGUUCAAUCAGAAGACAAAUCCAAUUAAGGAUGAGACUGGAAAGCUUGAACAGAACUUUAGGACGCACAUCCAAGAUCCGCUUAACCUUAAAGUCCUAGGAGUUGACCAGGCGAUUGGGACGCUUGGCGGGAAGUUUAGUCUAAGUAAAGGAAAAGAUAAUAUUCAAGGUAUUUUUGAUUAUAUUAAAACGCAGGUUGCGGCAAUUAAGGGGAGUGCAAGAAAAAAAACAGGCCUUGAAGGGAUUAAGCAGAAAGUGAAGGACCUUGCUGAGCAUUUUGUCGACGAUCGGAAGCCUAAUCAUAGUUUUAAGCUUAGAGUGGACGGUUGGCUGGAAGGUAUAAUAGGGAAUAACGGGCAAGGGACAAAAGAAAAAAAGGGGUUGAAAGCUGUGACUUCUUGGCUUGGGACGAAUGGUGUUGAUGCAUUGAAAAGAUCUGUUAAAGACCAGAUUAUGGCACAGAUUAUAUCCCAAAUGACUGCGGCUCAAGUGAAGUUUAAUGGGUUAGCAGGUAAUAUUGAGCAAAACAGCAUCACACAAAAUCUGGACGGCAUCAAGCAAGCUUGCGACGAAUUUGUCAGCAACCUUGACGAGCAGAUUACCAAAUCGGGAAUUGGCCCGCUUGCCACAAGGGUUUUAAGUGGGAUUCAGGGUAAAACUAAACCCAACAACACCGAUAAUCUCGAAUUCGCCGUGAAAGCCGCCCUCGUUGCGCUCUGCGUUGCUGUCAAGACUGUGGCCGACGAGCUCCAGUCAUUAGGCAUCGGCAAGUUUGGCAACUUAGAUGAGAUUCUUCGCCAAACUAAUGAACUUCACACGGCGCUUGAAGGGGCGACUAGCCAAUCCACCUCCGCCGGCCCUCACGAAAGCCCCGCCCAAGCCGUGGACAGUAAGUUGAAUGCGGUGAGGAAUUUUGUGAAUGGGAAUAAUGGUAAUGAUAAUAUUACCAAAAAGUUUGAGAAAGACGUCAAACAACCACUCGCCGAUGCGGUCGGCAGACUUCCCGCCGCCGUUCGCGAUUUCAACGGUGUCGCCGAACAGCAGAUCAAGGCUGCGGCCAUUACGGCGAUUACGAAGGCGGUUGAGGAAAUCGAGAUGGACGUUGAUGGCAAAGUAAAACUUGAUGAACAUGGUCAAAUGUCUAAUUUCGAAAAAGCCCACAAGCUGAUCAGAGAGAAGCUCGACGGAGACCUUAAGAAGCUAGUUGAAGACCACAUUGGGGAGGAUGACACGGCAGGUGGUCAAGGUGGUACAAUUUCUGAGCUUGCUGGUGGAAGCUUUGAGCAGUAUAGCGGACACGUUGCACGACCUGUCAAACAAUCUUUUAAUGGUACUCAAGACGAAGGCCAACUUCCAUAUGCGAUCGGGAGCAUCAAGAUAGAGGUGGACAAGGCUUUGGAUAUCCUCAAACCGAAUGGUAGUUCUGGACAAGAUCAGAUUACUACCAAAACCUUCGAAGAGCCGUUCAAUGAUAUUAAGACAGAACUUGAUGAGAUCGCCGAGUGUGUUGACAGUGAGAAGGCGACGCCGGCGGUUAAACAACUAGAUAACAAAGAUGGUAUCAGACAGCGGCUGAGUGAUUUGACUAAAAUGCUUCUACAUUCACCAUCUGUUUUUCUUGAGUCCACUCUUGAUUCGGGUAUUACGAACCCUGUCAAAGGCCUCGAUGCAAUCAAGUCAGCGAUUGACGCUCUGCAACAAGAUCCGUUCACUAACCGACCCGCUGCAAGCGACUCAGCCGUCAAAGCAAUUAGGCAGGAGCUUGAACAGCUCAGAGGGAAGUUGAAGAAAGAUAACGGUGAGGAUGUUAUUUUGACCUUGACAGAGCUGCAGAGCAAGGGUCUUGAAAAACAAGAUUGGCAGAAUGGUAAAGGUCAACCUCUCAGUGGUCUUGGGAAAAUUGAGAGUGAGCUUCAGAAAGAAAAUGCUAUAUUGCCCGAGGAAACAAGAAAAAUUACCGAAGCCAUCAUCGAAAUUAGGAGGGAACUGGCAAGGGUAGGAUUUAAGUUGCAAGGUUUAUUCACUACUAAUGACGUCAUAGACGAGUUGACGUGGUUGGGGAACAAGAUCGGCAAAAAUGGAAUAAAGGCCAAAGAUAAUCUCCAUGACAUCUACGAGAAAAUAAGGCAAUUGCAACAAAUUCCGUUUCAAGAACAUCCCACUAAAAUACAAGACGCCAAGCAAGAAAUUGUCCAUGGACUUACUGCCCUUCAAAUCGAGUUGCAAGGCAAGACAGGUGAAGAUGUCAUAAAGACACUGGAAGAUUUGCAGAACAAUGGACUAAGUGCAACUGAAACAUGGACCGUUAAAGGUGAAAGUAAAAAAGGCCUCGCGAAAAUCGAAAAUGAACUUCAACGUCAACAAGGCAUAUUGCACAACCAGCCCAAUACCAUCGGCCAAGGCGUCACCCAAAUCACCGGUGAGCUUGAAAGGCUUAGAGGGACGUUGAACGCUGAGGUCACCGACAAGCUGAGUAAGCUGAAACAGCAUGGCCUUGAAAAAGGUGCUACAAAAUGGAAUGAAGGUAACAAUAUCAAUGGCCUCGUCAAGAUCAAGAAUCAACUUGAGAAGCUGAAAAACGAGAUCGAUCAAAACAUGAACAGAAAAGUCAAGAGCUACGAAAAAGGCGAUUCGUGA